Glycine soja is the source of this 1056-nucleotide messenger RNA. RefSeq lists its product as uncharacterized. Lineage: Eukaryota; Viridiplantae; Streptophyta; Magnoliopsida; Fabales; Fabaceae. Gene Ontology annotation, biological process: regulation of DNA-templated transcription. Bases 1 to 1056 code for a protein of 351 amino acids. The transcript is spliced from 5 exons. The record is from RefSeq and is a predicted model, not a curated record.
AUGGAUUAUGAAAAUGCAAAAGCAUGUGGUGCGAAUGAAUCACAUGUUGAUUGUUCAUAUUCGUUCAACACUUCUCAGGUGUUUGAGUGCCGAGAGGAUGUUUUGCGGUGGGCUCGAUCCGUGGCUCGUGAAAAUGGAUUUGUGGUGGUGAUUUUAAGGUCGGACACAAACACAGACAACACCUACAAAACAAACCGGUAUAGACUCCCACUACUCAAUUUUGUUGGGGUGACACUGACUGGGAUGACAUUCUCUGCCGAUUUUGCAUAUGUGGAGGGUGAACGCAUUAAUAAUUUGGUCUGGGCUUUACAACGCUUCCGAGGCCUUUUUUUAAAGCAUGAUGCCCUCCCUGGAGUUAUUGUCACUGACAGAGACCAAACAUUGAUGAAUGCAGUGAAGGAUGUAUUCCCUGAAUGCACAAAUUUUUUGUGCAGCUUUCACAUAAAGAACAAUGUGAAGGCCAAAUGUAAAUCACUAAUUGCGCAAAAAGAUGCUUGGGAUUAUGUCAUGGAUUGCUGGGGAUGUUUGACUGAUUGUCCUUCAGAACAGCAGUUUGAUGAAUGCCUGAAGAAGUUUGAAAUGGCUUGCACACCUUGGCCAAUAAGGCUGCUUGGAAUGGUUUCAAGGUAUGCUUUAAAUCAGAUUGCUACUGAAUUAGAGUGUGUUGACUAUGCUGGCAAGAAUCCCUCAAGUUGUGGUUACGUGGUGAGAACCACACUUGGUCUUCCUUGUGCUUACCAAGGGUUAUCUGAGCCCGGGGUGAGCAUCAAGGACGUAAUGGAAAUAAUAUCCAAAAGAUUCAGAGAACUUGAUGUUUGUGGUAAGUUUACUCUAAGGACUAAACAUUGGGAAAUUGCAUACCCUGAUCAGAAUUCGAUGUGUCCUCCUCCAGCAAAGGUUAACACAAAGGGGGCAUCGAAGAAAGCUAUGAGCAGGAACCCAAGGUCAACAAAGCGCGAUCCAUCUUACUGGGAGUAUGUAGAUGCCUUUGAAUCUAUGCAAAAUAGCAAUUCGUCGGUGAGGCGUACUGCAUCAUCCUCUGAGCAACCAAAUUGA